UUUUGGAGAGAGAGGGUGAUGCUGUUCUCCGUUCACUGGGAAUGUAUUGACUGAGGAUCCAACUCUCAGCCUUCCAGCUGGACCCUGCCGCUGCUCUGCUCACUGCGUGGGGUUUAAACCAGGACACAAACACCUGACGGCUGAGCUCUCCCUGGUUGCUGUUUCACUGCCCCGUCUUCCAAUAAAACCAUGAGGGUCUUCCUCCUGCUUUGCCUGCUGGCGCUAGGCAACGCCAAACCCUACCAGCCAAUCAAUGUCAUGGACUUCAUGAAAAACUAUGACAUCAUGAUAGCUGACUCGGGUGACGAUGAUGAUGACGACGACGAUGAUGCCGAUUAUGAUGAUGAAGAUGAGAACUGUCCAGCUGGUUGCCAUUGCUCACCCAGAGUGGUGCAGUGCUCCGACCAGGGUCAGAUCGCUGUUCCUGAGAAGCUUCCUGAAGACACUGUGAUACUAGACCUCCAAAACAAUGAUAUCACUGAGAUCAAGGAGGACGACUUUAAAGGCCUCCACAAGCUUUAUGGCCUGUUUCUAAUCAACAACAAGAUCUCUAAGAUUCAUCCUAAGGCAUUCAGAAACAUGGACCAUCUCAGACUGCUGUACCUCUCCUACAACCUGCUGACCGAGAUCCCUGCAAACCUGCCUCCCAACGUCAUCGAGCUCCGCUUCCAUGAAAACAAGAUCAAUAGAAUCCAGAAGGAUGCAUUUAAAGGCCUGAGGAAACUCCAUGUACUGGAGCUGGGCGCCAACCCUCUGGCCAACAGUGGGAUUGAGCUGGGAGCUUUUAACGGCUUGUCGACCCUGUAUGUCGGUAUAGCAGAGGCCAAACUAACCGCUGUACCAAAAGACCUCCCAUCCUCCAUCACAGAGCUGAGCCUGGACUACAACAAGAUCUCUAAGGUGGAAGUAGAAGACUUCAUCAGAUAUAAAAACCUGCAGAGGCUAGGACUAGGUUUUAACCAGAUCAAGUUUGUAGAAAAUGGCAGCUUUGCCAGCAUACCGAGCAUCCGUGAGGUCCACCUGGACAACAACCGUCUGAAGAAGGUCCCACCGGGCCUCAGCUCCCUGCGCUACCUCCAGGUGAUUUUCCUCCAUGGCAACAAAAUCAGCAGUGUGGGAGUCAACGACUUCUGUCCCAUCAGGCCCAGCGUCAAGAAGAACAUGUACACAGGCAUCAGCCUGUUUGCCAAUCCUCUUAAAUAUUGGGAUGUCCAGCCGGCCACCUUUCGCUGUGUGACCGGACGGAGGGGCGUUCAGCUGGGAAACUUCAGAAAGUAGAAGUAGGGAGUGAAAACGAUGCUUUCCAGACAGCGCAGAAAUGGAGAACUGCCAAUAUCCUCAUUACAGUAUAAGGAAGGAGCUGCGAAUAAUUCUGAUAGAUAAAACAAGAUGAAACUGCAUUCCUAAAGUGUUAGCUGUAUGUAUAUUAGAAACUGUAGUACAUGUUAUUGAAUGCUGGUACAAUUUACACAUACAACAAAAAGUUCUCAGCCAGGAAAAAAAAAAAAAACAAACAAAAAAAACCCUAGUCUGGAUGUUGUCGCUGAAAAUAAAGAUUAAAUCAUAAGCUACAACACUAAGAAAAUGUUACAGCUACAGACAGUAUACAAGGGGUGGACGUAAUAACAAGAACAGCUGUACAUUAUAAUGAAAUUCAACAUAAAGAGCCCUGACUACCUUUGUGAGGUGCAUUCUGUAGGUUAUUCUUUUAUUCCUCAACUUUUGCUGUGUAAACUUUCCCAGGAAUAAAGCGCCUCCCUCUGGUCACUUUUGAGCAAAACCAACCAAGGACUUGACAAGAGUAGUAUUACAUGCUGAUACCUUUUUAACAAAAUAGCUCUUUUUUAGUUAUUUCCUUUCUAGUUUUAAAAUAAGACGACAUAUAUAUUUACGCCUUUUUUAAGACAUGUAAUUAUCAUAGAAGAGUCACUAUAGGUCAGAGCUGUAAGAUAACAGGAGCCUAAAAACCACUUUGACUUAAACUAAAACAUAUUUUCCUCCCAGCAGAAGUCUGUACAGUAAUUAAGGGUGGUGGCAUUAUUUAGUGCAAUAAGUCACUUUGAAGUGUCAUGUCUGUCUGUAUGUGGAUGUUUUAUAUUAUCUCAAUGCAUGUCUGCAUUGUCUUCAUUUAGAAGCUGAAAGCUACAUGUCAGACUGGAUUAUACAUGGUCCUUGAUGUAAACCCACAACCAAGUGAACUACAGUUAUCAUUGAAAUUAUAAGCAGGUAAUUUAACUCCCAACCCAGAAUGUCUAAGAGCAUAUUUCUUUACAAACACGUUCCUAGUUCUUCCAGUGAUUUCUCAUCUGAAAUGGUGCUAUAUUUAUUUAGUAUGUCUUUAAAUAAAACCUGGAACACCUCCCAUUUACAGUAUGUCUUUACUUUUUGUCAAAAUGAAAGUGGGUUUGAGUUGGAAAGUUAACUUUUGAUCUUGUUAUUUGAGCUAUUAUUGUCAUAUCCUCUUGUCCUCUAGGACAAACUUGUGAUUUUAGACUAUAUGAAUAAAUUUGACUUAACAUAUCAGACUGAGCUUGAAUAAAACAUACUAUCUGCAAAAAUCAAUGGGCAAGGUAUUGGCUGUAAAGAUAUUAUCAGAAAAAAACCCUAAAAGGCUGAUUACGGAAGAUUAGAAAUCAUCAACUCUAUAUAGUUUUCAAAAAUGGCAUGAAUUGAUUUUAAAAAGGCAAAAUUGGAUUGCAGUCUUAGGGGAGCUGCAACUAAUGACUUUAUGGAUUAAUGGUUACAAAUAACAGUCAUUAGAAGUCAUUUAGUCUAUAAAAUGUCAGAAAAUAGAGAAAAAUGUCCAUCAAAAGUUCUCAGAGCCCAAGAUUACAUCUUCAAAUGCCUGUGUAUUGACCAACCAACAGUCACUCACUGCAGCUAAAUGUUAUUACUGGGACCAGUGUUGGUUUCCCCGGCAGAAGGCUGAUAAAGACCAGUUGAGCUAUUCCUUUAUCUACCAGCUGAUGUCACUGCACACUUAAGAGUUACAGCUAGUUUUCUUGGUGUCAGUGGAGGUCUGGAGAUUGAGCCAGAAGAAUGAAGACACCCAGGGGGUGAUUGGUUCAGAUUUCAAAUCUACAGUGUUGAGAAACUGUGGCCUUCUGGGAGAACACAGGGGACCAUUUUGUCAAAAUUUUGCUAUGGUUUUUCUAUGCGUUCCUAUUGUUGCCAAGUCUGUCUACUCUACCACUACUUCUAAAAUAAGGAACUCUCUAGUAGCCAAACUUAUUUGGAAAAUAGUCAAAGGACGAGAGGUAUUGGAAAUUUUUACAUAAUUCCUUAAAGUAACCUUAAACUAAAAAAAUAAAAGUGUAAGUUGUGUAACAUACAAUACUUACAGUGACUAUUCAUGAAGCUGCACUAUUUCAUCAUGGUAAUAUUGUGGAUGUCUUGUACAUCAUUCUCUUCAUGUUUCCCCAAAAUUCAGCCUGACAGAUUUGGUAUCUCAGGAAAUUUUGGGUUCCCCACUUAAGUUUACAAUAAAUGAUGCAGGCUUGAACAAUG
Molecule: messenger RNA, 3507 nt
Organism: Siniperca chuatsi (mandarin fish)
Lineage: Eukaryota; Metazoa; Chordata; Actinopteri; Centrarchiformes; Sinipercidae
Gene: aspn
Product: asporin (LRR class 1)
Exons: 8
Coding region: 190-1278 (362 amino acids)
Molecular function (GO): protein binding
Source: RefSeq, a predicted model, not a curated record